Branchiostoma floridae (Florida lancelet) is the source of this 1457-nucleotide messenger RNA. Its product is annotated as anaphase-promoting complex subunit 10-like. The record is from RefSeq and is a predicted model, not a curated record. The transcript has 5 exons. The coding region runs from base 135 to 686 and encodes 183 amino acids. Gene Ontology annotation, biological process: protein K11-linked ubiquitination; anaphase-promoting complex-dependent catabolic process. Gene Ontology annotation, cellular component: anaphase-promoting complex. NCBI's taxonomy places the organism in Eukaryota, Metazoa, Chordata, Leptocardii, Amphioxiformes, Branchiostomatidae.
CCACAAAGACCGAGAGCUCGCGAGACGAGACUUUCCCGCGAGACUUGGAAGGCGGCCAUUUUAAAGGUGGGAGGGCGGCUGUUCAGCCUCCACUACACACGUAAGCAUAGACCCAGAAAGCCUUAAAAACAGCCAUGGCGACGAAGACAGAUACUUCACAAGACCCGACCAAACUGGAAAGGAUGGGCAAGGUCAGAGAAAUAGGGGACCUAGCGGUGUGGUCAGUGUCAUCCUGUAAGCCAGGUUUUGGAGUUGACCAGUUGAGGGAUGGAUCACUGGACACAUAUUGGCAAUCAGAUGGUCCACAGCCACACCUGGUCAACAUUCAGUUCAGGAAGAAAACUGCUGUGAAGAGUCUAUGCCUGUAUGCAGAUUACAAGUCUGACGAGAGUUACACGCCCAACAGAAUCUCCAUCCGCACAGGCACACAUUUCCACGACCUGCAGGAGGUGGAGCAGGUAGAGCUCAGUGAACCCACCGGCUGGGUCAUCAUCCCUAUACAGGACAAGAGCCUGCAGCCUCAGAGGACAUUUAUGAUCCAGAUUGCUGUUCUCUCCAACCAUCAGAAUGGACGAGACACCCACAUGCGGCAGAUCAAGAUCCACGCACCAGUAGAAGAUGGACCCAUGUCCAAAUUCCCAAAAUUCAGUUCUCUUGAUUGUAAAAUGCACAGCUGUAUAAGAUAGCAGUUCAAUAGCAUACUAUGGUUAUCACUUAGACUUUGCAGUGUUCCCAAUUACAUGUAAUACAUGUAGGAUUACCCAAGCAGAAAUUAACUUUUUCUAUUAAUAGUGUAUGCAUAAUCAUGUACUUUGUGCGCCAUAGGAUAUAGUACGUAAUAAACAAUCUGGAAGAAGUUUAUAUAUAUGUACAGGAAAGAAAAUAUCAAGACACUUGGCUAGAUUAUACCAUAAUCAUCGUCAUAUCCAGUAAUGAACUUUACGGUAAAUACCAUAUCAGCAUGUGUUGUUGUUUUCUACAAUAAUGCUGUCUUUGUGCUGUCUGUCUACUGUGCAAAUCUUUGGAGGGGCAUGUUUUAGUUGUCAACUUGUUUAUACAAAAUAAAGUGGGAGUAUCAAGAGUUUUCCCUUUUUAAUACAUUGUCUUGAGACACUUAAACAUGAAGACAGAAACCUUCAAUCUCAACGUAGAAACUUAUAUCAGAAAAAAAUGACACCUUUGUAAUUAAUCCAUACUGGCUCAGGUUUUUGCAAUAAGUGUGUAUUUUUGAUUAAGAGUAAAAUGUACAGCCUGACAUAGGAUGUUGAUUGUAGGGAAACACAUAUGAGCAACUGACCAGUCAGCAGCUUACUUGAUAUUGUUACAAAUUUGUAAACUACACAAUAAAAAAAAUGGUAAUAGUAUUCUGAAGCAAGAGCUAAAUCAGUUGCAAAGAUGUACAUUAGUAGGUAGUGUUCAGCUUGCAUUCGGAAAGUCAGGAGUUCAAACAAAGACUU